This is a messenger RNA of Strongylocentrotus purpuratus (purple sea urchin), 1255 nucleotides long. RefSeq lists its product as uncharacterized. Lineage: Eukaryota; Metazoa; Echinodermata; Echinoidea; Camarodonta; Strongylocentrotidae. The record is from RefSeq and is a predicted model, not a curated record. The coding region runs from base 502 to 804 and encodes 100 amino acids. The transcript is spliced from 2 exons.
GACAGCAACCAAGAAGUCUGUCAGUAGCCGAGGUAGAGGCAAGAAGAACCCAUCUAUGCCAUCAUCCUCACCUUCAUCCUCACCGCCAUCGUCUAAAGCAGCCGAUUCACUUCCUCAUGAUAUCCCUGCUGUGCCCCAUACCGGCCGCUCGCAAUCACCAUGCUCUCCAUCUCGUCCUUCCGAUGAUGGUUUCCGUGCCUCCCGUGCCUCUUCUGUUGACUCAGUUGCUGCAUCUGUUGCCUGAAGCUCUUUGCUCCCUGUCAGUAAAGAUGAGGAGCUCAUGCUUGAAUUCCUCCAAGACAAUCCUGUCCUCUGGAACAUGAAGUUGACGAACUACAGGAGGACUGACAAGACAAACAAGAUAUGGGAUGACCAGGCACAGCAGAUGGGCAAGAACUCCUCAGGGGAUGGUUUAAGUCACUCAGAGACAACCACACACGCCUUGACAGGAAGAAGAGUGGAGAUGGUGCCCCUGAGCUCACUGAGAGGGAAGAGUGGAUCAUGGCAAAGUUUGGAUUCCUGAAAACCGUCAUCCGACACCGUCCUGAGCCUUGCAAAAGUGUGAAGGCCACUAUUGACUCACUUGUCGGAGACCUAGGUGCUGCUGAGGCUGCCUGUGCCGAGCGGCAAAUUGGUCCAAAGGAGGCUGACAUCAUCCAUACCAUCCCUUCAGCCUCACGGCGCAAGCGGGAUGACAACGGCGCUGUCCUGGAAUCCCUCCAGAAGAGAGUGCACGAGUCUGGUGAGAUCCUCAAAGGCCUCAGCGAUGCACACCAGCAGCCACCUACGUCCGUGAAAGCUUGAUCAGCAUGUCCAAGCCCAAGUUCAGGAAGCCAAGAUCAGCUAUCAACAAGAUACUGUCGCGGUCGAUGGAGGAGGACAGUGAUGAUGACAUCCCAAGUUACAUGGGAGGCCCCGCCAUGCCUGAACCACUACCUCACAGCUCGACACCAUCCUCGUAUUCUGUCUCAUCACCAUCCUGAGAUGUAUCAACCACCUCCCCCACAUGUGGAGACACAAGGCACCACCUGCUUCAGUCUGGGGUUCACAGACACAUGAACACAUGCAGCAAACAAUGCAGUAUCAGCAGCGUUUUGCUCCGAAAAUGAUGCCCCCUCCUCCCUCUACCUGCAAACCAGCAGCAGCAACAAUAGCAUCAUCAGCACACUUCCACCUCGGUGUCUGCGGCUUUGGGAUCGGCUGACCAGAGCUCAACCCCCCUUCAAGACAGCCCUAACCUUUCGACCAUGUCCAA